AUGGAGAAGAAACAGAGAAACCGGAAGAAUGAUCAUGAGGAAAUGCAUGUGAAGAAGAAAACAAAGUUAGAGUGGCCAUGGCAAGAUUGCGCGCAUGCAAUUGGUACGUUGAUCAAGUUUACUGGUGUGGGAAAAAACAAGAAGUACCAUUACAAGACAUUCGAGUUUCAUGGCACAAAAUAUCAACUGGAGGAUUCGGUGAUGUUGACUCCUGAGGACAUAAACCGAAAGCCUUAUAUUGCGAUCAUAAAGGAUAUUUAUAUUCAAGGCAAGGAGGGAUAUGUAAAAAUAGAAGUGCAGUGGUUUUAUCGUCCAGAAGAUGUCGAUAAAAAAUAUCUUACAAAUUGGAAAUCCAAAGAUUCAAGUGACCUCUUCUACAGUUUCCAUCGCGAUGAAGUUUUUGCUGAAUCUGUGAUGUAUAAAUGUACUGUGGAUUUUGUGCCAGAAAAUGAGCAAAUCCCAAACCGUAGCAAGUAUCCUGAGUUCAUUGUGCAAACUGUUUAUGAUAUUGUUAAGAAGAAGUUGCAGAAAUUUGAUAGUAGUAGCUUCAACAAGAUCCAAAAAAAUGAGAUUGAUCUUCUUGUGGCAAAGACGACUUCACGAGUUGGUCAUCUUCGUGACAAUGAGAAGGAUAAAAAGGUUUUGAAGUCGAGGCGUAAACAAUAUUUUCCGAAAAGGUUUAUCAAGAAAGUUGAAAGAACGAGUCCUGAAAACAGUAAUGUGGUUAAUGCAUCUUUAGAUAUUUUAGGCCAGUUUUUGGAGAAGUUUGAUACUUGA
Molecule: messenger RNA, 777 nt
Organism: Arabis nemorensis
Lineage: Eukaryota; Viridiplantae; Streptophyta; Magnoliopsida; Brassicales; Brassicaceae
Source: the annotation of a GenBank genome assembly